AUGCCCCAUGACAAUGUGAACGCCUGCAAGGAGGUGUUUGGGAAGCUCAAGGACAACCACAUGAUGUCCCCCACGCUAAUCCAGAUCGACCAUGCCAACCCCUGGUCUGUGUGCAGUGCAGCCAUCAUUACAGACUUCCUGGACAGAGGCCACGGUCAGUCAGCCACUCAGCUCGGUCUCUGUCAAUUGCAGCUGUCAUACAAUGUGCGUGUGCGUGUGAGUUCUGCCUGUGUAAAUUAUAGCUGUCAUAUAAAUGUAUAUAUGCCCCCCACCCCCCCUUGAAAAAGAUCAGACUUUGUUCUCACCCUUGUAGCAACUCUAAACAGUUUGUACUAUUGGAGUUCUUGAACGGGGCCAUGCAAAUUAGCAGUAAUAGCACUGGAGUUCAUGGGCCUCUCAUGCCAAAUACUGUCCCUGUUCAACAUCUGCAUUAGCUGACUGAGACAUAUAUAGAGCUCCAACGCUUGUUUAAUGUUUAAAAAAAAUACAAACAUUUCUUGCACAGGUAUUUACACUUAUUUGGGCUGGAAAACAUGAUUACGUAAUGGUUUACAAAUCUUGAAAAAACGGAUUAAGAGGAGUGAAGACUGCUUUGUUCAACUGCAAAGGAAUGUUGAAUAACAGCGCAGAGAUAUUGCUUCAUAUGACAACACCUGUCACUCUUGAGCAGAUAUAAACCAUAAAAAUCUAUUUAGCCUGGCUGAUAUCUUGACUCUGUGGUUGUUUUUCUUCAAAAGGGGACUGUCUUCUGGAUCAGCCCCAAAAGCUGCUGGCUCUGCCUGAGAGCCUCCCAGGCACCAACUACAGCCUCCACCGCCAGUGUGAGCUGGCCUUCGGUACGGGCUCCAAGCCCUGUCCCUACAUGCAGCACUGCUCCAAGCUGUGGUGCACGGGCAAGGCCAGAGGCCAGCUGGUCUGCCAGACACGUCAUUUCCCCUGGGCCGAUGGCACCAGCUGUGGCAACAGUAAGCUCUGCUUCCGAGGGGUGUGCACCGACAAGAACAACACCACUAAGACCAAGGUGAACACACUCACUGCCAGUGUUCUGAUCUGCUUAGUUAUUAUUGAUAUAGAUGUUGAUAGAGACUGAUCUCACAAUGAAUACAAUGAUGUCACAAUCUAACAACAAUAAAACAUUGAUAUCUUAAUAAUAUGUACUGGAAACUAUAUUUCUAAAUGUAUACUACAAUGUAACUAUAGGUUCUCCUGGUAAUUUAGAGUUCAGCUUCUAAAUGUGUGUAGUUCUCCUACAGGUGGAUGGUGGAUGGGGGGCAUGGGGUGUGUAUGGGUCGUGUUCCAGAACCUGUGGAGGAGGAGUUCAUCUGGCCAAUAGAGACUGUAACAACCCUGUUCCAGAAUAUGGGGGAAAAUACUGCCAAGGACUCCGUGUGAAGCAUCGCUCCUGCAAUUUGGACGCCUGCCCAGAAUCAGGUAGAAUUCAUUGUGAAGUUUUAAAUAAUCCUUAAUUACAUUAUUUCGAAAACUGGAAGCAUUUUGCUUCCUUACCACAAUAAAUUAGAUUUGCUGACAUGCUAAUAUGUAAAAAUACGCUAAAUGAAACCUGAGUGUGAAACAAAGGUCCCACUUUAAAAUUACAAUUUGAAGUGUUAAAGAAAGCCGUAAGUCCUUGAUAAAGCUUAUAUAGAAGCUUCAGAAAUAAUUAAUAAGCAAAUGUCAUGUUAUAUGAACAGUGGCAAAAGAUAAUGUCACAAUUGGCAAAGCACCAGAUGUAAUCAACACGUUUCACUGCACCUAUCUGACAAUAUUUAUUUUACUUUUUGUUUACUUUUUUGGUCAAGCGUGUAUGUAGUGCUCAUGAAGACUUUAUGAAUGUCCUAUAAAGCCUUUAUAAGUUGCUUCAUUAAAGGAUGACCAACAUUUUUUUUUACAGAUGUGUACUCGUAUGGAUCCACGUUACUAAUAAGCAUACAAUCCAUAGGCAAAAGCUUCCGUGAGGAGCAGUGCGAGGCGUUCAACGGAUUCAGCCUCAACACCAACAGGCUCUCAGCGUCUGUGGUGUGGGUCCCCAAAUACUCUGGAGUGUCACCCAAGGACAAGUGCAAGCUCAUCUGCAGGGCCAACGGAACAGGCUACUUCUAUGUCCUUGCUCCAAAGGUGAGUACCUGCAGACUGCAGUAGCAACCUGCUGAAGAAUGUUGAGAAAGGCUGUUGAGAAAUACACUUCUCCUGACCUGCAACAACAGAUUCCACCAACAAACAACAAACGGUAACACUUUACUUGACACCCAGUGUCAUAAUAUGUCAUAAUAUGUCAUAACAGCUGACAUAACUUGUCAUAACCUGUCAUAAUAUGGUCAUAACACUGUCAUGACACAUAUUUACACCUGUUGUGAAAUAUAUUGUGUUAUUUUAUGGCUGGUUAUGACACCUACAUAAGAGUGUCAAAACUCAAAUGUAUUCUAAUGUGGGGGUUUUUCCCUGCCAAGAAGUUUGCUUUCAUUUGAAAGUUUGCUUCUUAAAUCCUUUGUUGGAAUGAAUUAUUUACAGUCAUGUUUUUACAUCAUAUUUUAAAUAACUUGUAGAAAAUACACUUUAUGACACUGUCAAGAAGCAUUAUGACCAUCAUAAUCAUAUAAGUCAGAUAGGCCUAUCACAUACAUGCCCUUAUAUCAGUCAUCAGUCACAAAGAGGGUGUCUUGUCCUGCUCCUGAAAUCUACUCCUGCGUUCAUCCCAGAGCAUUGGGCUCGGUGCAUGUCUGACAUCAAUGUGUAUGCAAUUACAAUGAUAUUUUAACAUUGUCUAUUUAAAAAAUAAAUAAACAUAAACAUACUGUUGACAUGUAGGCUAUGGUGUAAUGGAAUGGUAGGUUUUGUGGGUUUUGACACUCUUAUGUAGGUGUCAUAAAUAGCCAUAAAAUAACGCAAUAUAUGUCACAACAGGUCUAAAUAUAUGUGUUAUGAAAGUGUUAUGGCCAUAUUAUAACAGGUUAUGACAAGUUAUGUCAGCUGUUAUGACAUAUUAUGACAUUGUUAUGAUCGUGUCAUAACAUGUUAUGACGCUGGGUGUCAAGUAAAGUGUUAGACAACAAACACUGUCUGUCUCACAUUUGGUGAUCUAAUGACAGGUGGCACUGUCAAUGAAGAGUUAAACGCAAUGUUGUAGGCUACAACCAUUGUAACCAAACUAAGGCAUAAGUCAUGUUUUCUAUGAAGUGUGUGAAGCGGAAUGGCAGUCAGCUUGAUUACAGUAUCUAUCUCUCUGAUAUAGGGAAGUGUAGAGUGAGAGAGUGCAGAGGUACCAGUCACGGCAAAGAGAGAGAACGACAGAGAGAGAGAGAGAGAGAGAGAGAGAGAGAGAGAGAAUGUGAGAGAGAAUGUGAGAGAGAGAGAGAGAGAGAGAGAGAGAGAGAGAGAAAGAGAGAGGAUGUGUGUGAGAGAGAGAAUGUGAGAGAGACAGAAAGAAAGAGAGAGAGAGAGAAUGUGAGAGAGAGAGAGAGAGAGAGAAUGUGAGAGAGAGAGAGAGUGAGAGAGAGAGAGAGAGAGAGAGAGAGAGAGAGAGAGAGAGAGAGAGAGAGAGAGAGAGAGAGAGAGAGAGAGAGAGUAAACUUGGCAGUAGAAAGCCAAAACAUUAUAUUGGACCUUUCAGCUUCCCUAUCAAAUCUAAAAACAUAUCAAGCAGACAACCUAAGAAUAUUUAAAACAAUGACAAAUGGUUUGAUGAAGAAUGCAAAAACCUAAGAAAGAAAUUGAGAAACCUAUCCAACCAAAACCAUAGAGACCCAGAAAACCUGAGUCUACGCCUUCACUAUGGUGAAUCACUAAAACAAUACAGAAAUAUACUACGGAAAAAUAAGGAACAGCACGUCAGAAAUCAGCACAAUGUAAUUGAAGAAUCCAUAGAAUCCAACCACUUCUGGGAAAUACAAAUAGUCCGGGUAGCCAUUUGAUCCUUGGUGCCCUCUUCACGACUGUCUUGGUGUGUUUGGACCAUGAUAGUUUGUUGGUGAUGUGGACACCAAGGAACUUGAAGCUCUCAACCUGCUCCACUACAGCCUCGUCGAUGAGAAUGGGGUAAUGCUCGGUCCUCCUUUUCCUGUAGUCCACAAUCAUCUCCUUUGUCUUCAUCAUGCUGAGGUAGAGGUUGUUAUCCUGGCACCACACAGCCAAGUCUCUGACCUCCUCCCUAUAGGCUGUCUCAUCGUUGUCGGUGAUCAGGCCUACCACUGUUGUGUCGUCGGCAAACUUAAUGAUGGUGUUGGAGUCAUGCCUGGCCAUGCAGUCAUGGGUGAACAGGGAGUACAGGAGGGGACUGAGCACGCACCCCUGAGGGGCCCCCGUGUUGAGGAUCAGCGUGGCAGAUGUGUUGUUACCUACCUUUACCACCUGGGGGCAGCCUGUCAGGAAGUCCAGGAUCCAGUUGCAGAGGGAGGUGUUUAGUCCCAGGGUCCUUAGCUUAGUGAUGAGCUUUGAGGGCACUAUGGUGUUGAACGCUGAGCUGUAGUCAAUGGCAUUCUCACGUAGGUGUUCCUUUUGUCCAGGUGGGAAAGGGCAGUGUGGAGUGCAAUAGAGAUUGCAUCAUCUGUGGAUCUGUUUGAAAGGGCGGUAUGCAAAUUGGAGUGGGUCCAGGUUUUCUGGGAUGAUGGUGUUGAUGUGAGCCAUGACCAGCCUUUCAAAGCACUUCAUGGCUACAGACGUGAGUGCUACGGGUCAGUAGUCAUUUAGGCAGGUUACCUGGGUGUUCUUGGGCACAGGGACUAUGGUGGUCUGCUUGAAACAUGUUGGUAUUACAGACUCAGACAGGGAGAGGUUGAAAAUGUCAGUGAAGACGCUUGCCAGUUGGUCAGCGCAUGCUCGGAGUACACGUCCUGGUAAUCUGUCUGGCCCUGCGGCCUUGUGAAUGUUGACCUGUUUAAAGGUCUUACUCACAUUGGCUAUGGAGAGCGUGAUCACACAGUCGUCCGGAACAGCUGAUGCUCUCAUGCAUGCUUCAGUGUUGCUUGCCUUGAAGCGAGCAUAGAAGUAAUUUAGCUCGUCUGGUAGGCUCAUGUCACUGGGUAGCUCGCGGCUGUGCUUCCCUUUGUAGCCCUGCCACAUCUGACGAGCGUCGGAGCCGGUAUGGUAUGGUUAAAUCUUAGUCCUGUGUUGACGCUUUGCAUGUUUGAUGGUUCGUCGGAGGGCAUAGCAGGAUUUCUUAUAAGCUUCUGGGUUAGAGUCUCGCUCCUUGAAAGCGUUAGCUCUACCCUUUAGCUCAGUGCGGAUGUUGCCUGUAAUCCAUGGCUUCUGGUUGGGGUAUGUACGUACGGUCACUUUGGGGUCAACGUCAUCGAUGCACUUAUUGAUGAAGCCAGUGACUGAUGUGGUGUACUCCUCAAUGCCAUCGGAAGAAUCCCGGAACAUAUUCCAGUCUGUGCUAGCAAAACAGUCCUGUAGCUUAGCAUCUGCGUCAUCUGACCACUUCUGUAUUGAGCGAGUCACUGGUACUUCCUGCUUUAGUUUUUGCUUGUAAGCAGGAAUCAGGAGGAUAGAAUUCUGGUCAGAUUUGCCAAAUGGAGGGCGAGGGAGAGCUUUGUACGCGUCUCUGUGUGUGGAGUAAAGGUGGUCUAGAGUUUUUUUCCUCUGGUUGCACAUUUAACAUGCUGGUAGAAAUUUGGUAAAACGGAUUUAAGUUUCCCUGCAUUAAAGUCCCCGAACACUAGGAGCGCCGCCUCUAGAUGAGCAUUUUCUUGUUUGCUUAUGGCCUUAUACAGCUCGUAGAGUGCGGUCUUAGUGCCAGCAUCGGUUUGUGGCGGUAAAUGGACAGCUACGAAAAAUAUAGAUGAAAACUCUCUUGGUAAAUAGUGUGGUCUACAGCUUAUCAUGAGAUACUGUGCCUCAGGCGAGCAAAACCUUGAGACUUCCUUAAUAUUAGAUUUCGUGCACCAGCUGUUAUUAACAAAUAUACACAGACUGCCACCCCUAGUCUUACCGGAGGCAGCUGUUCUAUCUUUUUUUGUUUUUUAUGUUGUUUUUUUAGGGGGUAGAUCAGCUUUAAUAUUUCAGAUAGAUUGUAACUUCCAUCAAUGUAAUUGUCUGCAUCACUUCCAAUCCCCCAUAUGUUUUUUUCUCUCGCAAAUAUAUAUAUACAUACAUACAUACAUCCAUACACACACACAUAUCCUUUUUAAAAUUAUAUUUCCCUUCAUUACGUUCCAACCCCACCACCCCUUCCCCAAUUGGAGUAAACUAGUGAACAACAAUGCUUAGGCCUCUACUUCCAGCCCAUACAUACUAUAUAUAUUUUAUGGACACAGUCAAAUUCUACAAUAAUUAUAUUUUGUUUGUUUUUACUCCUGAACUUCCUCCGAUCAUUUUCAUGAUGUCCAUCUGGUUUGCUUAUAAAAUGCCAUUUAGCAGACGCUUUUAUCCAAAGCAACUUACAGUCAUGCGUGCAUACAUUUUUUUGUGUAUGGAUGGUCCCGGGGAUCGAACCCACUACCUUGGCGUUACAAGCACCGUGCUCUACCAGCUGAGCUACAGAGGACCACGGAAGAAUCCCGGAACAUAUUCUUCUAUAUGCCACAUAUGCCAUAUUUUUCUAACUGUGCUCUUUCACAAAAGCUCUCAACCUAUAACCUGUAUACUUAUUAUGGACACAGUAUGCUUUACAUUAGUUAUCUUGUUGUUAUUAGUCCCAUCCUUCAGCUCCAUUCAACACCUCCCAUCUAUUUCUUAACACCAUCCAUAUUGGAUAUCUAUUUGCCAAUUCACUAACUAGAUAGCCAAUUCACCACAUAUCGUGUAUCCUGGCUAGUUAUGUCGAUAGUUAACUAUUUAGCUAUUAGCAUGUAUUAAUGUCUUUGUCAAAUCCGAUGUCCCUAAAAACUUUCCACUGGCACACUGCAAAUGGCCGACAUGCAGUUGAUGAAUGGGUGCCUUAAAGGGGCACUGUUGUAUUUUGAGACAGUAUUGAAUCUGCAAAGAAGCCAAUAGGCAGACGGUAGCCUACAUUUUUGUCAGAUUUUCUGUAUGCUAAUAGGCAUAAUAAUGAUAAUAAUACAUUUUAUUUUGUAAAGUGGUUCCUUGCAUCAUACAACACUAUUUCCAGUUACCUUUUUGUCCCAUUGUGUUACAGACCAAGUGACUUGAGCUUUCGGACAAGUAAAAAAUCAGUCCUACUUUUCCGAAGGACAAGUUAGUGUCCUGCACACACACACACUCUCACUCACUCACGCACACGCUCGCUCGCACGCAUACACACACACACACACACACACACACACACACACACACACACACACACACAAGCACUCUUUCUCUCGCUUCCUCUCUCUCUGUCUCUCUCUCUCACUAAUAUAUUUCCCUACUCACACCUACAGGUUGUUGAUGGAACACCCUGUUCUCCCGACACCUCUGCAGUGUGUGUCCAAGGUAAAUGUAUCAAGGCGGGCUGCGACGGCAAGCUCAGCUCCAAUAAGAAGUAUGACAAGUGUGGUGUGUGUGGAGGGGACAACCAAAGCUGCAAGAAAGUGUCCGGAUUGUUCACCAAACCCAUGUAAGUGACCAGCACACAGUAUGCUGUUCUCAGUGCAUGCAAGAAUCUGGUACUUUAUGUCACCAUAAUUUAUGUCACCAUAUUUUUUUCAGACAUGGCUACAACUUUGUGGUGAUGUUGCCCGUGGGAGCGUCCAACAUCGACAUCCGACAGCGUGGCUACAGGGGCUUGGUUAACGACAACAACUACCUAGCGGUGAAGAACCAACACGGCAAAUACCUUCUGAACGGGAACUACGUGGUGUCAGCGGUGGAGCGGGACAUCAUUGUGAAGGGCAGCCUGCUGCGCUACAGCGGCACCACUAGUGCUGUGGAGAUCCUCCAGGCCACCAGGCCUCUCCAGGAAGCCCUGACCGUGGAGGUCCUCUCGGUGGGGAAGAUGACCCCGCCCCGGGUCCGCUACUCCUUCUACCUGGCCCGGGAGCACCACAAGGAGGUGAAGAUCCUGAAGAAAGUGGAGAGGAGCCACUCGCAGAACAGCGUCCUGAUGGACAGCAACAAGGUGGAGCUGAAGGGGCCAUCGCACAAGUCCAUGCCCCCAAACAUGUGGUCGACGGGGGCCUGGGAAGAGUGCACCGUGACCUGUGGGAACGGGCUCCAGAGUAGACUGGUUCAGUGUACGGACCCAGAGGGCAAAACAGCCACGGACUGUGACGGCUUACAGAGGCCGGGUGCCACCAGGGUAUGUGGGGACCCCUGUCCCAUGUGGGACAUAGGCCAGUGGUCUUUGUGCUCCAAGACAUGUGGGAGGGGCUUCAAACGGCGGCCGCUGCGUUGCACCACUCAGACUGGCAUGCACCUACCCAGAGAGCACUGCUCUGGCAUGAAGAAGCCACAGGAACUAGAUUUCUGCACAGUGCAGUCAUGUUAGAGAAGUUCUAGGUCUGCUGAUUCUUUGUGUUGUUCCAGUGAUGCUCUUGAAAAGAAAACCCAUUCGCUGUCCUAUUGGGUUCUGACGGACUCCCGUAGUGCAUGGCAUUGUUGUGAUGACGAAAUGGUAUUUGAAACAGCUAAGGGAAAGCAAGUGGUAGAGGUACAAACUGUGGGACAAUUUCAGUUGAGUUGGAGUUACUGGCAGUGCCCGAAUACUCGUACUUGUGUCCUAAAUAGUAGGGUUUUUGAGUAUGCGAAAAUAGAACGUUUUAUUGUAUGUGACAUUUCAAAUAUUGAGUGUUUUUAAUGCCAGGAUGCCAUACUUCUUUCAGCUUUUAAUAUAAUAUGAAUACGCUGCACACUAUUGAGGAAGAUUAUUGUGUUUAUUAGAUCCACAUGUGUUUGACAACAGCUGAUAAUC
Messenger RNA from Coregonus sp. 'balchen', 8785 nucleotides. NCBI's taxonomy places the organism in Eukaryota, Metazoa, Chordata, Actinopteri, Salmoniformes, Salmonidae. The record is from the annotation of a GenBank genome assembly.